AUGGCUACUGAUGCGGAGCGGGUUAAGCCCACCAAGCCCGAUGAGGCCGCCUACAAGAUCGCUCUCGCUGAGGCCGAGAAGUUGCACACUGCUGCUCAGGAGAAAUUGAACCAAAUCAAAGCCAAGUUGGACAACGCCCAGCCUAACAACAAGGACUCUCCCGCCAGCAAGAAGCAGCAGGAACUGCGCGCCGAACUCUCUUCCAUCCGCUCCAAGCAAUCCGGUUUCAAGUCCGGCCGCGCCUCCAUCCAGGAGAAGAUCAACGCCCUGGACGCCAAUCUCAAGGCCCGCAUUGCCGAGCAGAACGCCAACCGUGGCCGUCUGUCAUUCAAGAGCGUCGAGGAGAUCGAUAAGGAAAUUGCCCGCCUCGAGAAGUCCGUCGACUCUGGCACUCUCCGCUUAGUGGAUGAGCGCAAGGCCCUCACCGAGGUCUCCAACUUGCGCAAGCAGCGCAAGAGCUUCGCCGGUCUUGACGAUGCUCAGAAGGGUAUUGACGACACCAAGGCACAGAUUUCUGAGCUGCGCAAGACCCUCGACAACCCCGAGGCCAAGGCCCUCAGCGACAAGUACAACGAGAUCCAGAAGGAGCUCGACGUCAUCAAGGCCGAGCAGGACGCCGUCUUCAAGAACCUGAACGCUCUGCGCGACGAGCGCACCAAGCUGCGCAACGACCAGCAGUUGAAAUUCACCGCCAUCCGCACUAUCAAGGAUGAAUACUAUAAGGCCCGUCGUGCCUACAAGGAAUACGAGGAUGAGGCCUGGCGCGUGCGCCGCGAGCGCCAGAAGGCUGAGCGUGACGCAUUUGAGCGUGAGAAGCGCAAGAAGGUCGCCGACAAGAAGCUGGAGGAGGCUUCCCAGCUUGCCUACACUGAUGAGAUCUUGACUGCCCAGGGCCUGAUCCGUCACUUUGACCCCGCUUAUGACUUUUCCACUCUUGGUCUUGAUGAGAAGAAGGAUGAGGGUAGCAGCUUCCGUGCUGGAGUUGGCCGCACCGUUGAGGCCGCUGAGAUUAAGGGCAUGAAGGUCGUCCGCAAGGACGACGAGGAGGACUACUUCGUUGGCUCUGCUGGCAAGAAGGGCAAGAAGGGCGGCAAGAAGGCCCCCGCUGCUGCCGAGAGCAAGUUCAACAUGAACGUUGGCAUCAUUGAGGAUUUCGCCAAGGUCAAGAUCGACCCUCCCAUGACCCAGUCGGAUGUCCCUGCUGCGGUGGAGAAGCUGGCCGCCAAGAUCACCGAGUGGAAGAAGAACCAGGCCAGCAAGACCGAGGAGAACAUCAACAAGGCCAAGGAGGAGAUUAACCGCCUGGAAGAGGAAGAGGCCAACAUCUCCCAAUCCAACGGCCGAGCCACUGACGCUGCCAAGAAGCCCGCCCAAAAGAACAGCGCCCCCUCAGCGGAGGCUGAGUUGGCUCAGGAGCAAGAUGCCGUGGCUGACGUCUCCGAUGAACUCAAGAAUGCCGCCAUCGAGGAGAAGGCAUAG
Penicillium soppii is the source of this 1479-nucleotide messenger RNA. RefSeq names its product putative nuclear segregation protein (Bfr1) (gene bfr1). Gene Ontology annotation, molecular function: mRNA binding. The transcript is spliced from 3 exons. Gene Ontology annotation, biological process: intracellular mRNA localization. Bases 1 to 1479 code for a protein of 492 amino acids. The record is from RefSeq and is a predicted model, not a curated record. NCBI's taxonomy places the organism in Eukaryota, Fungi, Ascomycota, Eurotiomycetes, Eurotiales, Aspergillaceae. Gene Ontology annotation, cellular component: nuclear outer membrane-endoplasmic reticulum membrane network; ribonucleoprotein complex; endoplasmic reticulum.